AUGUCCGCGGGCCCCGCCGGUGCCGCCCUCUCCCCGCCGGCCGUGCCAGGGGACGGGGCGCACGCGCUGUACGCCGCCCGGGUCCGUAAAUGCAUGCUGAGUGUGAACGUGCGCCUCGAGCAGAGGACCUUUCUGGCGUUCUUCGGGCUGGCGGCCCGCACCCUGGAGCUCACGGGGGACCCGGACGUCCUGGCCGACACCAUCCAGAGGAGCCUGUGCGUCGAGGAGGGGCGGGCCGCGGCGCUGGGGGACGGCGUGGCGAGGGGCCGCCGGGAGGCCGAGGCCCGGGGGAGCCGCCCGCUCGACCCGAGGGAGCGCCGGCUGCUCGAGCGGUACGGGCCCGGCGGGGCUGCAGAGAAGCCGGCCUGCGAGCCGCCGCGCACCCCCCUGCCGGCCGCGGGCGCCAUCGCGGGCUCCCUGGUCGAGGUCUCGCUCAGCAGCCUCGGCGCCCUCUCGUCCCUCCCGCAGUCCCACGAGGCCCACGGCACGCUCUGGGUCGUGCCCCGCGCCCCCGGGUCCGGGGACGGCCUGCUGGCAGACCUCGCGGUCUUCGCCGAGGGCGUCUCCCUCUCCGAGUUCGUCCUCGGGGAGGGCGCGCGGGCGCUGCGGGGCUAUGCGGCCCGCUUCCCCACCGCCCAUGCCGCGUGCCUCUGCGCCUACUCCGUCUGCCAGCGGAACUUCCUCGUGGGGCCGGCCCUCCGGCGCAGCAGCGUCUACGCAUACGCAGAGGCCCCCGGGCGCGACCUCCGCACGCUGUCGGAGCGCGUGGACGGGACGCCCGCCGUGAGCGACGUCGAGCUCUCCGGCUCCUCCGAUGGGACGGGAGAGCCUCCAGACGAGCCGCCCAUCAAGAGGGCCCAGCGGCGCGUCGUGCUCAACACCGACGUCGGGACCACGAGGACCAAGGCCCGGGCGGGCGCGUCCUUCGGCGACCCGGCCUGCGUCGUGCGGCUCACAGGCAUCCCCGACGCGUACCGGGGGGCCGGCUUCCGGGGGCUGGGGGUCCUGAAGGGGAAGACGCCCCCGGACCGCGUCCUGCACGGCGAGGAGGCCGGGGAGUACGUGAUGUACAUCGGCUUCAGGCACGCCGCGCCCCUGCAGAAGUUCGCCGAGGCCUGCAGAAGGGCCCGCGACCGGGGCGUCGGGAUCCGGGCCGUCCAGGGGCGCGUGCCCGGCGACUGCUCCGGCCUCGCGGCCCUCGACCCCGGGGACGUCUGGUGCGGCGCCGGGGGCCCUGCAGAGGCGGCCCAGGGCCCCGUCGUGGAGGUCGCCCACCUGCCCGAGGCCUACCGAGAUCUCGGGCGGCGCGAGGGCUUCUGGUGCGGCGAGGACCGCCCGCUGCUGUGGUGGAACCUGCUGAGCCGGGUCGUGCAGAACGAGGGGGGCGGGGGGACCCUCUACUUCUGCUUCAAGUACCGGGAGGGCAAGGAGGCCAGCUCCGCCAAGUGGUUCAGGAAGCGCCUGGCCAGCGCGCUGCGCGAGGAGGGCGUGAGCGGCGUAUCUGUCGCCGUCCUCGACCGCGUGCCCCCCGGGCUCGAGGGCCGCGACGUGGAGCUCCCCGCUCCCAGGCAAUAG
Molecule: messenger RNA, 1575 nt
Organism: Giardia duodenalis
Lineage: Eukaryota; Fornicata; Diplomonadida; Hexamitidae
Exons: 1
Coding region: 1-1575 (524 amino acids)
Source: RefSeq, a predicted model, not a curated record